AUGUAUUCCGGCCGGCCCGAGGGUCAGUUGGUCGAGGCAACCAACGCCCUCUUCGCAACCGCAACUCGAUCGGAGACGACUUGCUCUGACCUCAAGCACCGACGGUACCAGUUUCCCAAUUCAAUCUGUAAUAGUGACCUUUGGCCAAACUACGCAGCUGAUAUCGACAACUUGGUUGCCUCUUCUCGGCCAACAGGUGUGUCUAUCCAACCCGAGACUGGCGCCCUGUACUUCUCUCCUCCUCCUCCUCCUCUUUCUCCUCUUCAGUCCUCGAAGGGGCAAGCCGAACCACCUGUUCGUCCUGCUCUGGCAGAGAUUUACUGGGAACCGGAAUGCAUCUCUCGGUUUGCGAAUAAACACAGAAAACCGGUUCUCCCACCGGGAUCAUGA
Protopolystoma xenopodis is the source of this 390-nucleotide messenger RNA. NCBI's taxonomy places the organism in Eukaryota, Metazoa, Platyhelminthes, Monogenea, Polystomatidea, Polystomatidae. The record is from the annotation of a GenBank genome assembly.